Messenger RNA from Babesia microti strain RI, 3027 nucleotides. RefSeq names its product conserved Plasmodium protein, unknown function. The coding region runs from base 1 to 3027 and encodes 1008 amino acids. Gene Ontology annotation, cellular component: cytosol; nuclear envelope. Gene Ontology annotation, biological process: protein import into nucleus. The transcript is spliced from 3 exons. NCBI's taxonomy places the organism in Eukaryota, Apicomplexa, Aconoidasida, Piroplasmida, Babesiidae. The record is from RefSeq and is a predicted model, not a curated record.
AUGUAUCCAAAUAAUUUGAAUGAUAUCAUCUUGAAAUGCCUUUCUGAUGACGAAAUUAUUCGCUCCAACGCAUAUGCACAGCUAUGUCAUCUAGAAAAUGAGUCCAAUUUUGCAUACCAGCUUUUUCAACUAUAUAUAAACUCCUCUGAUUACAUAAAACAAGUGGCAUUGUUGGCCUGUAUCAAUGCCUUGUCUAGAAACAUUUACAAAUCUGAUCUCUCUGGCUUCAAGAGUAACCUUCCCAAUCUUAUCUUCAAAUUUAAUAUCACUAGACAUAAUUUAGCAGAAGCAAAACACUUGAGUGUGCUUAUGCGUAAAAUUGUACGGUAUGAAUACCCACAAAAGUGGCCAGAACUCUUAAAUUUGCAAAUUGAAUCAUUGCAGAAUGUAAGCAAUAUGUUAAACAACGUUGAGGAAACUUGUAAUUCGAUAAUUUGCAAUUUGAGCUCUGUAAAAACUUGUGUUUUUCUGUCCAAUUACGUGAUCAAGGAACAAGUGUCCAAAAGAUUACUUCGUGACCGUAAUGAAAUGUACAAAAUUACCCAAGCUUUAUUCCCAUUGGUCAGCGGCAUUUGGUACAAGUUUAAUGAUCAUCUAUCACAAAUAUCAAUCGCUGCACAAAAUAAUUAUGGAGAUAAUGCCAAUUUGGAACUGAUUAAUUCAAUGUAUCAGACAUCAUCAUUGAUGGAUUCAUUGCUGCUGCGGUUGCUAUACUAUGGGAAAAGGACGCCUUACUUGGAUGGAACUAUCAUCACACUAAUAUCCGCUAUUUUAAACAAGACAAUUAACCUGUUUAAAUUAAAAUUCCAAUGCGAAUUUUUGUACAAAAACAUACAAAAGUUGCUAAAAUUCAUAACCCAUCUUAUUGAACAUGAGCCACUAUUAUUUGCAUUGAUAGACUUGGAUACUUUUUUAUUUUCAUUGGUGAAUUAUUUGACAGUAAUAAAUGGUAGUGACUAUUACGAGCAUACUUCCACAAUAAAUAAUGGAUUAGCACUUAUUAAUGGCAUUUUUGGCUCAUUUGUCUUCAACCAAGAGCCUACUGGUCACGAUUUUAUCGUCAACAUUGAAGACAUAAACCCUUCCGUUUAUAGUGAUUCUAUAAAAAUACUUAAGAAUCAAUGCAGCCUACGCUUGCAGCUCCAUUUUCGAAAUGGAGGAUUAACAAAGUAUAUAUUGUGGUUACUAAACAAUUUUAUCAUACUUAAGGAGAGAGACUUGGAGGUUUGGAAUAAUGAAAUGUCGGAAUCAUUUAGCUCACUCGAUUAUUUGCCACAAUCCAUAAUAUCCAACAAUGCUGCUUCAAUCAUUACUUCAAUUUGUUCGUUCAAACAAAAUGUGUGCCAUGUUACCAAUAUUGUUGCGAGUGAAAUUGCUAAAUGUUCAUUAGAUAAUCAUUUACAUCUGGAAGCGAUCUUACAUUUGAUCAGUUCAUCGGUUAAGAUGAUCGCCAAACAUUUUGAACACCAUAAAAUGUUGGAUAUACUACAGCAAAUAUUGCUAAAUGAAACCCCAUUGUAUUUGAAGCUCCGAUCAUUAAACGUACUGAACAAUAUAGUAAAGAAUUACAUCUAUUCAGAAGAGCAAGGGCUAGUAGUAUUAAAUAUCCUAAUCCUCUGCCUAAGCUAUAGUGGACCAAUGCAUCAGGUGGUAAGAAUUGCAUGUUUGUCUCCAGUGUAUAAUUUCUAUGUCAAGACCAACGAAUGUUAUUACUGGCAAGCAAUAGAUGCUAGCGGCAUGGAUCCCUCCAGUAGAAUCAUCCAAUUGGUAAUGAAUCUAUUUACUACCGUUACAUAUCCCAUGGUUCGAACUAAAUGCAUGAACCUAGUUUGUAAAUUAGCUACUGAAUUGGAUGUGUACAAUAGUGAUUCUUCUACCUAUCAAUUUGCGAAUUUGUUAGAGAACAUUUUGGACAUUUAUAAGCAAAGUAAUUGGGAGGUGAGGGAAUCUAUUCUACACCUAUCUCUAUCAUUGAUUAAUUCAUUCGAUUCUUAUAAAUGUUACAUAUCCAGUAUGAAUAAUCUCUGGAUAUAUAAAUUCGUGGUGGAGGUUGUUCUGAAUACGAUGGAUUUCACUAUGAGCGUUGGGAAUAGAUUUAUCAAGCAUGCAGAAUAUCAAGAAUUAUUCCACUCUGUUUGGGUCUCUUUACUGCGUAUUUUGCCCAAUAAACUAGUAAAUAUUGAUUUUAUUGUGAUUGAUAAAAUAUUUUCGGUGUUCGAUAAAAUUAUCACUAAGAACUAUGAUUUUGUAAAUCAGCCAUCUCAUUUUCAUGAUGUGGUGCUUGAGUACUUAUCGCUAACGGUAUGUCUAUUUGAAGAAUGUGCCCUAAACCCAAAUAAUCAAAUAACAAUGGUGGCCCAAAGAAUACAAUUGUCACAUCUAUUUAGUCUCAUUGUGAAGCUAGUAUCCAACAACAUAUUGGUCAAUAAAUUAUUAGUACUGGUAUAUUUUAUGCCAAGCUGCGAAUUAACUGAGUUUCACCAAUUUCCCCAGCAAUUAAUAGUCAAUUUAUGGCGUGAUAUGUAUACAACCGACCGCUAUACUACCACAAUCAAUGCUGAUAGUUGUUCUACAAUGGAAUUGUUCUUGCCUCCCAUCGUGUCCUAUUACAAUCGCUCACCAGAUAUUUUUGACAAAUUUCUGGCUAAUAUUGUAAGUGGAAUGGGUAAUCCAAAGGAGAGAUUAGUAUGCUUACUGAAUUUUAUUGAGAAGGAGAGAUCACGAGAUACUAGGUUGUAUGGAUGUUUGAUAGCACAGAAGAUUACCAAAAUUAUAGCCAAAAUAUAUCCUACACUUGUAGAUCAUCAACAAAUUAUAGCCAAACUUGGCGAAUCUGUAAAGAUUUUGAUGGGUAUGUACAAAGAGUGUGAGGGUGCGGGUAAAACAUUUAUAUCAAAACAGUGUACCUACUCUAUCGGCAAUAGAACAUCCAGGAGCGAUAUCGAUGAUAUUAAAAUGCCAAUAUCCUACAGAGUACACAACCUAAUGGAUAGGUUAUAUAUUAACAUCAUGGAAAAAGUCAUUUAA